AUGGCCGACGCAGGCUUCUUUCGAGGAACAAGCUCAGAUCAAGAUGGCCGAUUUUCAGACAAGGAAAAAAAGUUGCUCAAACAGAUGAAAUUCGAAGACACAUUAGAACGGAAGAUCAAUAUGGAUAAAAUCAACUUGGACGUCAUAAAACCGUGGAUUACGAUGCGCAUCAACGAAAUUCUUGGAAUAGAAGAUGACGUUGUGAUCGAAUAUAUCAUGAGCCAGUUGGAAGAAAAAACUAUUAACCCUAAAAUAAUGCAGAUAAAUAUUACCGGAUUCCUGAACGCAAGACGUGCUCGUGAGUUUAUGGGAGAAUUGUGGAUGCUAUUGAUUGAAGCGGACGAAUCUGAGGACGGUAUUCCUCAAAGUCUCAUUGAAAAGAAGAUUAAUGAAAUGCGAAAGGAACCACGUUCAACUGGCAAUGGAGACGCCGAGGUGGUUGAACGCACCCCCCAAUCAGAGGACUGGGCAAAAAGGUAA
Cooperia oncophora is the source of this 480-nucleotide messenger RNA. The record is from the annotation of a GenBank genome assembly. Lineage: Eukaryota; Metazoa; Nematoda; Chromadorea; Rhabditida; Trichostrongylidae.